AUGUCCGGUUACGAUCAAUACAACCAGAGCGGCUACGGCCAGCAGGGCUAUGGCCAGCAGCAGCAGCCCUACGGCCAGCAGGGCUACCAACAGGGUGGCUCGGACUACUACAACCAAGGCCAACAGGGUCAGGGCCAGUAUGGCCAGCAACAGAGUGGCUCGUCGGAUUACUACAACCAGGGCCAGCACGGCCAGCAGCAGCACGGCUAUGGCGAGAACUCCCAGUAUGGUCAAGGUCAAGGCCAAGGCCAAGACUACAACCGCCAAGGUGGCUACGAGCAGCAGGGUGCUCCCGGUGAAGCCCAGGAAGGCGAGCGUGGUCUUGCUGGUGCUCUCGCCGGUGGUGCCGCCGGUGGUUUCGCCGGUCACAAGGCUAACCACGGCUUCCUCGGAACGAUCGGUGGAGCCAUCAUGGGCAGCAUUGCCGAGGACGCCAUCAAGAAGCACCGCAACAACAACCGUGACGAGAGCCCCAAUGGCCCCCCCCGGCUACGGUGGCAGCGGCUACGGAGGUGGUCCUCCCCCCUCCAACAGCGGUAG
Messenger RNA from Penicillium waksmanii, 540 nucleotides. It is a transcript of the gene hel10, whose product is annotated as putative high expression lethality protein Hel10. The record is from RefSeq and is a predicted model, not a curated record. The transcript has 3 exons. NCBI's taxonomy places the organism in Eukaryota, Fungi, Ascomycota, Eurotiomycetes, Eurotiales, Aspergillaceae. The coding region runs from base 1 to 540 and encodes 179 amino acids.